UGGUGUGAGCGUACGGCGGAGGAGAAAGUUGAGAGACUCUUGUCCCCACGUCUCCAGCUGGAAGUCAGCUGCACUGAGGUUUAUCAGUACAACACCCAAGGCUGGAGACUAGAUGUGGACAGGAUGCGAGUCAUUCACGGGGGCGACGACGGCAUUGCGCUGUACUACAAAAAACAGGGUCCCAGAGCAUCCUGCUUCCUGUACAAACCUCCAGAGAUUGAGAGCCAAACACUGAACAAGACGGAGAUGACAUGCUGUGAAGGCUGGGGCGGCACGCACUGCUCUGAAGGUGGGAAAAAAAACCAACUUCCAAAUCCUCAGAGUAACUGUGUAUUUUGAUUCAUUUGCUUAUUGUAAAUCGUUGUCACGCCGUUGCUCUCUCCUCCCACAGCGGCAGAUGUGCGCGGUCAGUGUUUCUCCACUUGGAGUUGCGCAGAAUUCCCGGGGAUUCACAACUCCUCCCUCAUGUCCAUGGAGCAGUGCUGCCGCAGCCUGUGGGGACUGACAUGGAGGAACGCCUUGGAUCAAACCUGCAUGUCUUGCACAUAUACCCUCCUUCCUGGUUGGAAAAUAUGUUUUUUUACACUAAACACACAGAUAACUUCACUGCCUUUUUUUAGUCUAAACUAGGGGUGUCAAACAUAUGGCUCGCUAGGGGUGUUCAAUUUGGCCCGC
Molecule: messenger RNA, 675 nt
Organism: Cynoglossus semilaevis (tongue sole)
Lineage: Eukaryota; Metazoa; Chordata; Actinopteri; Pleuronectiformes; Cynoglossidae
Product: SCO-spondin-like
Exons: 2
Source: RefSeq, a predicted model, not a curated record